AUGAACGCACGGUCCACCGUGCUCGCAUUAAUCACCCUCCUCGCUCUGCAUGUUCAAAGCGGCCUCGCCUGGGGCAACUUAGGGCAUCAGACUAUCGGGUAUUUUUUAGCGCCGAAUGCUCUCUCUUUCGUUCAAACCACCCUCGGCUCCCAGUAUAACUUUUCCCUAGGCCCUGCUGCUACAUGGGCGGACAUGGUUAAGUCGGAACCUGCGUUUACAUGGUCCAAAAACCUCCACUUUGUCGAUGCCGAAGACGACCCGCCAAGCUCCUGUUCUGUCGAAGAGAUUCGUGACUGCGCCGAUCAGAUUUGUGUCCUCGCCGCCAUCGCCAACUACACCACGCGCGUCGUCGAUCCUACCCUGGACGCGGAACAGAUCCAGGAAGCUCUAAAGUUUAUCGAUCACUUUGUCGGUGAUAUCGGACAACCUCUGCACGUCGAGGCGGUGGCCGCGGGAGGCAACGACAUCGACGCCACGUGCUCCGGCUCAAAGACAAACCUGCACGCUGUGCACACUGGCAUGCUCACGAAGAACGUCGACGCCGUGCACGGCGGUACCUCUGAGCAGUACGCCGCCGACCUCGUCGCCGAGAUCCAGACCGGCGCGUUCAGCUCGCUAACGGCCGACUGGCUCUCCUGCACGUCGACCACGGAGCCCGUCAACAACAAACGCGAGGACGCCACGCCGAGCAUCGAGCGGGACGUGCGUGCUCUCCUCGCCACACGCGACACGGCGAUGGUUACGCCACUCGAGUGUCCGCUCGGGUGGGCACGCGAGUCGAACGCAUUCGACUGUUCGACCGUGUUCAACUUUGAGCCUGAGGAAGAUCCCGAGCUGUGCGAGGGCACGUACUUCACGAACGCCAUCCCUGUGAUCGACCUGCAGCUCGCCAAGCAGGGCUUCCGGCUCGCGGCGUGGCUGAACGUCAUCUUCGAUGGCGCUCCGAUGCUUUCUUAG
Phanerochaete carnosa HHB-10118-sp is the source of this 957-nucleotide messenger RNA. RefSeq lists its product as uncharacterized. The coding region runs from base 1 to 957 and encodes 318 amino acids. NCBI's taxonomy places the organism in Eukaryota, Fungi, Basidiomycota, Agaricomycetes, Polyporales, Phanerochaetaceae. Gene Ontology annotation, molecular function: nucleic acid binding; endonuclease activity. The record is from RefSeq and is a predicted model, not a curated record. The transcript is spliced from 11 exons. Gene Ontology annotation, biological process: DNA catabolic process.